Messenger RNA from Schistocerca serialis cubense, 3733 nucleotides. Its product is annotated as putative fatty acyl-CoA reductase CG5065. The record is from RefSeq and is a predicted model, not a curated record. Gene Ontology annotation, cellular component: peroxisome. Gene Ontology annotation, biological process: long-chain fatty-acyl-CoA metabolic process. The transcript is spliced from 9 exons. Lineage: Eukaryota; Metazoa; Arthropoda; Insecta; Orthoptera; Acrididae. The coding region runs from base 149 to 1663 and encodes 504 amino acids. Gene Ontology annotation, molecular function: alcohol-forming very long-chain fatty acyl-CoA reductase (NADP+) activity.
CGACAGACGACAGACGUCAGGCAGCGGGCCGCCCGACGCGCUGGAAUUCCACUCCGCCUCACGAUCUAGCUGCGUCCGUUGUCCACUGCCAGGCUGCGUUAGAGUGGAGACCGGGGGAGGGCAGCGUCGAGUGGCAGCUGAAGCCGAGAUGGGGGAGCAGGAGGUGGGCGCGUGGUUCUCGGGCCGCAGCGUGCUGGUGACGGGCGCCACGGGCUUCGUGGGCGGCGUGCUGCUCGAGAAGCUGCUCCGCGAGUGUCCCCGCCUCGCGGCCGCCCACCUGCUGGUGCGGCCCGGCGCCCAGGAGACGGCCGAGCAGCGCGUCGCGAGACUCCUCGACUCACCGCUGUUCUCGCAGCUGGAGGGCGACGAGUGGCGGCAGCGCGUCUUCGCGGUGCCUGGAGACGUGUCGCGGCCGCAGCUGGGGCUGCAGCUGCCUGCAGAGGCGGCGGCCCGCCUGCUGGACCAGGUGUCCGUCGUCUUCCACUGCGCCGCCUCCACCAGCCUGGCCGCCGGCCUGCGCCGCACCGUAACGGCCAACCUCGACUCCACACAGCACCUGCUCGACCUCUGCAAGCAGAUGCCCAACCUACAGGUGUUGGUGCACAUGUCGACGGCGUUCUGCAACUGCGUGGUGCGCGACGCGGUGGCAGAGCGCGUCUACCCCACCAGCCUGCCGCCGGAGCGCGUCCUGGAGCUCGUCCACGGCCUCACGGACGCAGAGCUGGAGGCCGCCACGCCCAGCCUGGUCGGCGGCCAUCCCAGCGCGUACACCUUCAGCAAGCAGCUGGCUGAGAACCUGCUGGUCGAGCGCCGGCCGCCUGGACUGAGACUCGUCAUCGUGCGGCCCUCCAUAGUUUGCGGGGCCGCGCGCGAGCCGGUGGCGGGCUGGAGCGGCGGCGCGGUGGGCGACGGCAGCAGCGCCGGCGCCUUCCUGGUGGGCGCCGCCCACGGCGUGUUCCGCGUCGCCGCCGCCGACCCCAGGCGCUUCGUCGACUUCGUGCCCUGCGACGUCGUCGCCGCGCUCGCCGUCGCUGCCGCUGCGCACGCGGAGGAGGGCGUGCAGGUGUACCACGCGACGUCGGGCGACCGGCGGCCGCUGCGCUGGGGCGAGUACGCGGCGCUGGUGCAGCGCGCCUGCAGGAGGGCGCCCAGCCGCCGGCUGGCGGCGCCGCCCACCACCUACUGCCGCGCCUGGCCGCCCACCGCCGCCCUCACCUUCCUCGUCACGCACCUGCUGCCCGCGCUGCUCCUGAACGCCCUGCGCUGCGACCGGGGGCUGCUGCAGGCGCAGCGGAAGUACUGGCGCGCCAUGUGGCGUGCGCGCUUCUUCUCGUGCCGGGACUGGUGUUUCCGGACUGGUGCCGCCGACAGGCUGCGUGCGCGCAUGUCGCCGGCCGACCUCCGUCGAUUUGCUGUCGACGUCGACUCUGCCGGAGUCGACUGGGAACGACUCUUCAGCGACUCAGCGCUCGCCGUGCGCCGCUACGCGCUGCGGGAGGACCCCGCCACCAUACCGGCCGCAAGGGCGCGCAUGCGCAGGCUGGAGGUGACCUUCUGGUUGGUGGCACUGUGCAUUGCAUCAGUGCCGCUACUGCUGUGCACAGACAUUGUAGUAGGUGCCAUCUGCUCGGUGCUGGUCAUCACAUUCCUGCUCUGGCUGUGACGUGAACCACCACCACCAGACAGUCAGCUCACCAGCAUCUGUCUCCUGCCUGGUACCUGCAUUCAUACCCACCGUUGAUACCAGCAUCGACAUGUCCAUGAAGUUUUGGUGAAUACUGUCUGUCAGCUGUCACUUUGGUAAUUGUGAAGUGUACUCAUGACAAAAGUUAUGCUUGUAUUUUGCCCAUCUGUAUUGUAAUGUAUUCUUAAUGGCUACAGUACAACCUGUUUUAUCUCCUUAAUAUUUGAAAGCUUGCAAUUUAUUGUUGUCGAAACAUUUCAACUGAAGGCCAGUGUCAUACGUGCACACUAGGGAAGAUGUUGGCUUAUAGCAACUUGUGUGUAUCUGACUGUGAUAAGGAGAUCGAAUAAUAGUAACAUUCCAGCCAAUAAAAAGUGGCACAAGGAACUGAGUGUUCUACUGGGAAGUAGACAGUGCCAGUUUAUGGCAUCAAAACAGAUAACGAGGUGGAUAUGUGCAGCUGAUGUAUGAAACAACUCAUUUCCUUAUGUUUCAUCAGUGCAUGUGGUGUUAAAGUAGGUCUUAAGGCUUAGCACGGAUGUUUCACAAUCUGCUAGUUUGUAAACAGCACAGACGCUCUCAAAGUCUCUCAGACAAUUGCUAAAGACUGGAUUCUUUAAUGCGGUUUGAAACCAUCCAUCAAGCUAUUUCACAUUAUCACACUUUACCAAUCUCUGUCCUUGAAGUGGGAUCCUGUUGCAACCACUAGGUCUCUGUUACAUACAAAUAACACUUCAGAUAUUUUGCUUGAAUUUUUUUAUUACUUGGUUGCAACCCUGUGCUCAGCUCCUAUUUCAAAAAUGUAAAGGUAACGUUUUUAUUUGGGAGGUGACAAAUAGCAGUUUGGGCAUCACAUGGUGAGAAACGUUGUGAUACAAAUUGCAGAUAUACUGAACUCUGUCGCAUAGUCUCUUCCAAGUAACAUAGCUUGUUUGUGUUGAGUGUUGUGUGUGCAAGGUAUUUUAGUGUCCGCGAGAAUACAUGGGGCUGCAUUUAGCUUCCGUGUUCUGUGGUAGCUAACUGUUAGAAUUGUAGUAAAAGGAUACAGAUUGUGUUAGAAUAUAGUACCGAAUCUUUUAUUAUAUGAAAAGGUACUGUAAACAACAGGCUAUUUAGGGACUGUACUGACCCUCCUUAGCUGUUUAUCGCCUCUCAUCAGCAACUAAUGCUGACAGCUUUCCUUCUCCCCCUUCCUCAUUCAUACUAGUGUAUUGACCAUGAGCUUGACCAUGACCCCUGCUCUGUUUCUCUCUCCCUCAUAAGUAACAUUUCUCUCGCUUAUCACCAGUGAAUUUACUGUCAUUGUGUACCACUGUACUAACUUUUAUUGUUGAUCUUACCUCUACCAUGUUUCUGAUCCAGUUUUGCUGGGACCACACAUUCUUGCUUUUCGCCACUGAAGGACUUCUAGUCCCUAUCCAGUAUAAUGGAUCUUAGGUCCUGUCCUGAACGCAGUUUGUUCAAUUCCCCACAGACCAGCAUUGUAUUCUGACUGAAUAAAAACCCUCUGUUUUAGCUGAGACUUGUCUACAACAUUUUGUACUAGUUCUUUAAACUGAUACUGUCAGGUUUGAAUACACGAUCCUCAGUGUGCCAUACCUUCAUUUAUCCUUUGUCUACAGAACAACAUUUUACAGGCAUGCUUAUUAUGACAAUUGAAGCAUGUGUACAAAUAAUGCUGUAUGGCACAUUUUGCAGUUUUUAGAAAAUUGACAAAUACUCAAGAGAAUUAUUUCAAUAUAAUAAUGUAACAGGAGAUAUGUAUUGUUUGUGCAUACAGUGUGUUGAAAAAACUUGGUUGUGCUUUUCAAAAUUGCGCUAAGCAUAGUUUUUUUUAAAUAAGUAAGUAUUAAAAUGGAAAAAAUCUGUAAAGCAAUGGAUGUAAAGCAUUAUUCCACAUCAGUCUGUACUCUGCUGUAAUGAUAAGGUUGUCUAGAAUCCAAAAGUUGUAAAUAAGAAACAAAACACAAAAUGAUAUAUAUUGUAAACUGAUUACUUUGGUCUUAAAAAAAGUAAUAGAACAUGAAGUUGUUAACAAAUGAGACACAA